Labrus bergylta (ballan wrasse) is the source of this 1382-nucleotide messenger RNA. The record is from RefSeq and is a predicted model, not a curated record. Lineage: Eukaryota; Metazoa; Chordata; Actinopteri; Labriformes; Labridae.
AGCAGAUGCCUCUGCGCGAACUUCUGCCUUUCUUUGAAUUAAGAUGCAGACUCAGUCUCAACUUGGUUUAUCACUAAUCUGCUCUACAACAGUUGUUCCAUAUCCAUCCUUCCCCUUUGAAUACAAUGUAUAAAAGCGUGUUCCCUCUUUGCCCCCUUUGAGCUUCUCUGCAGACUGCAUGACACUCUGUACUGCUGCUCCUUCUUGCAAGAACUAAAGAACAACGAAAGCCAUUUGAAGACUUCUUUCAUUUAUUACAAAUUCUUUAUUAACAAUUUUGCCGUAACAACCAAACCCAAGAGGCUGCGACAAAGAUGACCACCACUUCCAAAUUCGGACACUUUCGUGUGGUUCUCCUGGGCGUCGGCCUGCUGUGUAUUCUUCAAGGAAGCCUCAACAUCGCUCUGAGACUCGCUCUCAGUAAGCCUUCUGUUAAAGUUGAGACAGAGGGACGCAGCUGUCCUCAGGGCUGGCUGAUGUUCGCCUCCAGCUGUUACUACAUCUCCUCUCAGCAAAACGGGAAAAACUGGGACGAAAGCCGGGAGGACUGCCUGCAGAGAAACGCCGACCUGGUGGUCAUCAACAGCAGACAGGAACAGGCCUUCCUCACUGGAUUCACAGAGGCAGCAUGGGUCGGGAUGACUGACAGGGAGCAGGAGGGGACUUGGCUGUGGGUCGAUGGAACAGAAGUGGACAAAGACAGGUUGCAGUGGGCGAGUGGUCAGCCUGAUGAUGCGUCCAGAGGAGAAGACUGUGGCGACCUUCACACAAGGAUCACUUUCAUCGGCUUGAACGACUUCAGCUGCAGCGCCACAUCCCAGUGGAUUUGUGAGAAAAGGUUACAGUAGUUUGCACUGAGUCAUGGUGUGUAACACACAGUCAGUACUAAGAUGUAACUGUAUCAUUGCAGGUCAUAACAUCUGACGUCCCUUUGAACUCUUCUCAUUCUUCUGUCUCCUGUUUCUUUAUAAUAAAAUCUUUAGGCUCAAAUAUUCAACAUGCAACACAGACCUCUGUUUUCAAUGUAGGAAUCGUUAAGAUACGGGGUUUCUUUCUUUUAUCAUUUCUGUUUCUCUUUAAUGUCUUUCUUUCUUUUCUGUUACUUUUGCCCUUGAUGUAUCAGGUGAGACAUUGUUUGGAUGUCAUUAAUAUUUAAUUCAUCGUCUAACAAGAUCAAAGUGAUUCAGACUUGAAUUAACCCAUUAAUGAUCGGCUACUAAAUUUAAUACGUGAAAGGGGCUAUAUGUAACUUUCAAAAAUACUGCCUUAGUAGCGAUACCGCAUGACCAUUAGGCGAACUGCAUCAGUAACCUGUUGCUCGUCAUACAUGCUCGUACGUACACAAACGAGCAUCAUCAUGUAUUCAUUCUCCAUCCUACAAA